UCGCCCUGUCCCUCGUUCCAGUGGCUACGAACCUGGUGCGCCCAAUUUAUCAGACUCGAGUCUGCGCCGAUCGUGCAAGUGGACAUUGAUGAUACUUCCCAGCACCGGAACAUUCUCAUGAUCUGGGAGGUUCUUCCGCCUUCCUACACAUGCACAAUCACGAACAAUGUCCCUGCGCGAGUCCAAAGCAUUCGAGAUCGCGACGCGCGUCAGUACUGUCGUCGGCGAUGCGCUCGUGCUGCUCGCAACUUGGCGCGUCACGUACGGCGUCAAGCGGAUGUCGCACCUCACCAAGUCGGACAUUCCCCUCACGCUGCUCCUCCUGCGAGACGGAACGCUUUACUUUGGCUCUUUGCUCGUCCUAAACAUCUUCAGCGCGGUCUGUUGGGCCAAGAUACCCGCAAUCCAAGAUUUUGACAAUUUUAUAUACUCGUUCACCACACUCCUUCUCUCGCGACUCUUCUUCAAUCUCCGCGAAGUCUCUCUCCUGCAGAGCACCCUCCGCGCGGACCAAGCUUCCGGGGACGCUGAUAUGCAUACUCUAUCCUGGGAGCCCGCUGAGCGUGCGGGUGUCUCCCAGGGCCCAUCGGCGCUGCAGUUUUGGUCAUAUUCGACGGCGUUCGGUUCGCUGGGAGGCUCGCUGGCCUUCACGGACGAGGAGCAAGCGGCCUCGACGACAACGAAGGAGAAGAAUGCUGGGAUGCCGAGAGAUUUCGCCGACUAUGACGGGACGUCGAACUCGGACUCGAGCCCAGCGUUGGCCUCGGGGAAAGAUGAAGAGGGUGCCAGUGGAGAUGUAGAGAUGGCAGUGCUAGAGACAUGGCCUUCCUGACGUGAGUCUCAGACUAUUGUAGACUGGCCGCUUCGGGGCGUCGAGCCGUGAUAGGAUGUAUUCACAUGUUGUCCGCGUCUCGACGCUGUGAGCCAUUUGGUACGUAGUCCUAUCAGCUAAUGCUCGGUCGAAGCGAAAAUUUCAG
Molecule: messenger RNA, 977 nt
Organism: Fomitopsis serialis
Lineage: Eukaryota; Fungi; Basidiomycota; Agaricomycetes; Polyporales; Fomitopsidaceae
Exons: 6
Coding region: 167-832 (221 amino acids)
Source: RefSeq, a predicted model, not a curated record